Molecule: messenger RNA, 645 nt
Organism: Cylicostephanus goldi
Lineage: Eukaryota; Metazoa; Nematoda; Chromadorea; Rhabditida; Strongylidae
Source: the annotation of a GenBank genome assembly
AUGGGAAUAACCGAAAAGAAUGACGAUGAAGUGACCUUCACAGUACCGGUGUCCGAUAGAACAAUUGACGAACCAAAGUACAACUUGUCAGUGUGCCUUGCACCAAUGUAUGGUAAUGAAAGCAAGUGGUUGAUGCUGACAGAGCUAAUUGAACAUUACAAACUGCAGGGUGUGCAGCAUAUGUACAUAUAUGUAAAAGAUAUUGACGAGUACUCUCGCAUAAUCUUUGAUGAUUACGAAAAAAGCGGCGAAAUUGAAGUGGUAUACUUUAGAAAACAGCAAGAUAGACUUGGAUAUCACUGGCAAAUGGUUGGCGUGCAGGGGGAAAUUACAUUGAAAAAGCAUUUACCUACUCUUGUGUUUCACAACACGUCAGCUGUAGCUCCUAGUAAUCAUAUUCCCAAAUGUAUAAUAGAUCCUCGACAUGUACUACUGAUGUGGGUUCACCAUGUAAAGAUGUACUUUCCUGGAUCUAAGUAUACGCUAAUUAGCGUGCCACCAGAUAAAGCUAUUAUAAGGUUUUGUCCUUACAAAUUUGACUACAAAAUGCCAGAAUUUUUCUCUUCUUCACAGACAUUAUCGUUCUCUCAAGGACAACUUCGGAAAAAGGUACCCAAGUAUAAUGUCAAGGAUACAAGGAGCUAG